Molecule: messenger RNA, 1026 nt
Organism: Colletotrichum truncatum
Lineage: Eukaryota; Fungi; Ascomycota; Sordariomycetes; Glomerellales; Glomerellaceae
Source: RefSeq, a predicted model, not a curated record
AUGUGGGAUAUUCUGGUGGCGGAUUUCAGUCCUCCUUUCCUUCUCACCACUCUCGGAGUAACGAUUACAUACUCGACCUCGGUGUCAUUUUCAAAGUUGUCGAUUCUCACCUUUUAUCUGCGGCUUUCACCAGAACGGACGUUUCGCAUCAUCGUGUACAUUCUCCUCGGAAUUGUGGCGGCAUACACUGUCGCGUACCAAUUGCUCAUCAUCUUUCAGUGUCAGCCAGUCAGCAUGAGCUGGGAUAUCAACGCGAAGGGGACGUGUAUUGGGAAACUAAUUCCGAUGAUGACGCUAAGCGUUGCCAACAUAUUUAUCGACAUUGUCAUUCUAUUAAUCCCUAUCAAGGUUGUGUGGUCAUUGCAGAUGGCGCGCCGGCAAAAGAUGUCACUAGUGCUGCUCUUUGCCACUGGUGGCUUUGUCUGUACUGCCGCGAUCCAGCGAACAAUAAUUCUACCACCGCUCCUUGAAAGUUCCGAUUAUACUUGGGAGGUACCCCCGCAGAUAAUAUGGGGUUUUGUCGAGAUCAACGCAGGAUUAGUAUGCGCGGCGGUGCCAGCGCUGAAGCCGUUCUUCAUGCGAUAUCUCCCCUUCAUCUUGUCAUCAAAACUCCGUUCCUCACAAGAACGAUCCGGAUAUGGCCCAUACUCAAACCCUAUAGAAAAGAGCAACAAGAAAAUGGGUGGUGCUCAGACGUAUGAACUCUCUAGCAGAGAUGAUAUGCCCGAGGGCUCCUCUGGAUCGAGGCGGGAUCCCAACGACGAUGAGGCGAAGUUGUGGUUGUCACAUGGAACACAUGGCAGGAGGAUGAGCACUCAGCAAGCCGAGUCGGACCUUGAGAACGACAAAAUACGAAAGGAUAAUGAUAGCCUUGACAGCCUUGAAAGCAUCAGCGAACAGCACUCUGACCGAGUAGGUCCCAAAACUAUUGUAUCAACUUGGGGGCGGGGGUCCGAGGAAGUGCAGUCGCCAAGUGGAGGCAUCAAUGUGACAAGGGAGACGAGGAUAUCAUAUUCAAAAAGAUGA